GCAAAAAUGAUAUUGAGGAAUAUAUUUGGUGGCAAAAGGGAAAUUUCACACACAGUCAAAAACAGAUGCAACAUCACAUUCACAUGGCAUAGAUCUGUCUUACAAGUUUUGAGCAUAAUAUAUGUGCUCAUCUUCUGAUCUCUCUUCAACUCCAUAACUUCUUUGUGCACAAGUCUGUCUCUCAGAGUCCAUUUUCCUAGUAGAUAAAAGGAUUAAUUUUGAUCCCCUUAAAAUUCCCAAAAAUAUUGGGUUCCACACACACCCUCUCCUCCCAAAAGUACCACCCCAUCUCAAUCUUCUUGUCUUCUACUCCUACUUGUAUGGAAAGAAAUCUGUUCUACAUGAAAACUAGCCAUAUCUGCAUUAUGUUUAACACUUUCUCAAUCCUUCACGUCAAAACCAGAUCCUAAUCUUUUGUUACUUCUCACUUUCGUAGUCCAAAUUUUCAAUGUUUGAUAUGAAGGAGUUGCAUUUUUGACAGAAUGAAGAACACCCACCUGCUUAAUUUGAUUCUUGUACUGACUUCAACUGGAGUUUUGGUAUCUUUUGUAUUUUUGAUCUACUUUUACUGCAAAAGAAGUGCAAAACAUGAGCAACAAGAUGUGGAAAACUCAGAGCAGAAGCAUGAAGAUGAUGUGAAGGUAGAGGACUUGAUGACUUUUCAGGAUGGCCAAGACCUCAGAAUUUGCGACAUACUAGAUGCUCCAGGGGAGGUGAUUGGAAAGUCAAACUAUGGAACACUGUACAAGGCUUUGUUGCAGAGUAGCAACUCAGUGAGGUUGCUGAGGUUUUUGAGGCCUGUGUGCACUGCAAAAGUUGAAGAUUUUGGUGAAGUGGUUCAGUUGUUGGGGUGUAUAAGGCAUCCCAAUUUGGUUCCUCUUCUGGGAUUUUAUGCAGGGCCAAGGGGUGAGAAGCUUUUGAUUCAUCCGUUUUAUUGGCGUGGCAAUCUGUCUCAGUUUGUAAGAGAAAGCAAUCCUGACUCUCACAAAUGGGCCAUUAUCUAUAGAAUCUCAGUUGGUAUAGCAAAAGGUUUGGAUCAUCUUCACACUGGGUUGGAGAAGCCCAUAAUUCAUGGCAAUCUCAAGUUGAAAAACAUACUUUUGGAUCGCCAUUACCAGCCAUUCAUCUCAGAUUUCAGCCUAUAUCUUCUGUUGAAUCCUACUGCUGGCCAAGAAAUGCUUGAACUUUCAGCAUCUCAAGGCUACAAAGCCCCUGAGCUGAUCAAAAUGAGGGAUGCAAAUGAAGAGACUGAUAUAUUCAGCCUUGGGGUUAUCUUACUUGAAUUACUCACAGGGAAGGAACCAAUCAAUCAAAACCCAACAACACCUGAUGAGGAUUUUAGUUUGCCAAAUUUUAUGAGAAAUGCAGUCCUUGGACAUAGAAUCCAUGACUUGUUCCAUCCAGGUUUACUUCUCAAUAGCAGCAUUGACGACGAAGUCCCGGUUACUAAAGAACAGAUUCUCAAGUUCUUUCAGCUUGCUAUGACAUGCUGUUCUCCUUCUCCAUCACUUAGACCAAACACCAAGCAAGUUCUAUGGAAGCUUGAAGAGAUUGGUAACUGAACACUCUACUUGAGCACUGUUUGGUAGGUCAUAGUGCCUUGAUUGAGAAUAUUUCUGUUUUACAAAAUCAGCAUGAUUGAUGGCCAUGACAAAAACAAUGACCAUGAUGACUUUGACAUGUAUAGUAAAAAUAUAGGUGGUUAUAUAUACUCUUUGAAGCCAAAAAGCUGAAAACUUCAGCUUAUGGUUGCACACUUUGAGCAAAAGUUUCA
Molecule: messenger RNA, 1774 nt
Organism: Prunus dulcis (almond)
Lineage: Eukaryota; Viridiplantae; Streptophyta; Magnoliopsida; Rosales; Rosaceae
Product: putative kinase-like protein TMKL1
Exons: 2
Coding region: 483-1562 (359 amino acids)
Biological process (GO): protein phosphorylation
Molecular function (GO): ATP binding; protein kinase activity
Source: RefSeq, a predicted model, not a curated record